This is a messenger RNA of Magallana angulata, 2853 nucleotides long. Its product is annotated as potassium voltage-gated channel subfamily KQT member 1-like. Gene Ontology annotation, cellular component: voltage-gated potassium channel complex; membrane. Gene Ontology annotation, molecular function: voltage-gated potassium channel activity. The transcript has 15 exons. The record is from RefSeq and is a predicted model, not a curated record. Gene Ontology annotation, biological process: potassium ion transport; transmembrane transport. Lineage: Eukaryota; Metazoa; Mollusca; Bivalvia; Ostreida; Ostreidae. The coding region runs from base 707 to 2500 and encodes 597 amino acids.
UAAGUUUGUGCAUUCAGUGCGUGCGAUGCUGCUUCUAGCGACAACACGGCUUCAUCCACUAGAGAGUUUUGCUUAUCGCGCGGAUCAUACAGUGAUGGCCACAUCGGGGAUCUGUUAUCAGUAAUCGCAAUCGAGUCGGAGAUUUCGGAUACAUCCCCCUGAUAGGCAGAUCUUGGAUCCACGCCCCCGAUAAUCACAGCCAUUAACCUGUGAUAUUAAAUGUAAGCAUUUUGCAGUUUUGUUGAAGGUUGCGGAGGUCGUUAGUUUUCCGUGCAGAUGGUGUACUCUCCUGAAUCGUCAGCAUCAGAAGCCGAUUUGUAGUUCGUUUAAUUACAAAGAGCCGACAGCUAGCCGACUCGUCAGGGUCUCAGGCGCUGGUGGCUUCUGUGUUUAUUGGUUUAAAAAAACCAGCAGACAAAGUGCGAAGUAUUUGUGUUUUAAUGUCAGUUCUCUUUGGGAAUCUGAUUAUGUGAAUUGAUUGCGCUGUGAUCACAAUGGAUGUAGGAUGCCUUCUACAAAGCUGUUUAUCAUGGCAGAAACGAAAUUUGCAGCAAAAGCGAUCAACGUAACAUUUUCAUCGUUUGAGUGAUUUCAAUAGUAAAAUUGAAUGAACUUUAUAUUGGGGAAUAAAAAGAUAGUGUGUGUAGGAACUCUGGAUAUACAACAUAGUACCCGAUGACGUCAUAAUGGAGCAGAAUGUUACACAAUGACGGCAGAAAUGGACAAGUAUGAAAAAGAUGAGAAAAAAAGUUUCCUUCCGCGCGUGGAAAUGAGGGGAUUGUUUCGCGACAAAGGAAAUAAAACCAUGGGGAAGUUUCUGCCAAAUUCCACUUACGUUGUGCCGGAAUACGAAGAGUCUGAGUUCAACUCUUCCAAUCAUACGUCAAUAGCGGGUAACGACACCAAAUCAAACUCCAAAACGCUAGGAUCUCUACCCACCACUCGUGCUCAUAGCAAAAACAGUUUACAAGCUCAAAUCUAUAACUUCCUAGAACGACCAACUGGAUGGAAGUGUUUCAUUUAUCAUUUUACGGUGUUCAUGAUGGUGUUGAUCUGCCUUAUAUUCAGUGUCUUAUCAACCAUUGAUGAAUACGACGACUUUGCAAUGGAAACACUGUUCUGGAUGGAGGUAGUUUUGGUGUCUUUCUUUGGAUUUGAGUACUCUAUACGACUCUGGUCCGCUGGUUGUAGAAGCAAGUACAUGGGACUUAAGGGCCGAAUCCGGUUUGCCAAGAAACCAAUUUCCAUUAUAGAUUUUAUUGUUGUUGUGGCUUCCAUGGUCGUUUUUACAAUUGGGUCCGAGGGGCAGAUAUUCGCCGCUUCAGCAAUAAGAGGAGUCCGCUUUUUACAGAUACUCCGUAUGUUACAUGUAGACAGGCAGGGAGGAACAUGGCGUCUGUUAGGCUCUGUGAUAUAUCUCCACCGGCAGGAACUGAUCACCACGCUGUAUAUAGGAUUUCUUGGCCUCAUCUUCUCCUCCUACUUUGUUUACCUCGCAGAAAGAGACCCGGAAGACAAGAGGAAAGAUUUCAACAGCUACGCAGACGCCCUCUGGUGGGGUGUGAUAACGGUGAUGACGAUAGGGUAUGGGGACAAGGUCCCGGAGACCUGGAUGGGGAAGAUAGUCGCCUCUUGCUUUGCCGUGUUUGCGAUUUCCUUUUUCGCUCUACCUGCAGGAAUUCUUGGAUCCGGGUUUGCAUUGAAAGUUCAACAGAAACAAAGACAGAAGCACUUUAACAGGCAGAUUCCAGCCGCCGCUACACUGAUACAGUGUGUUUGGCGAUGCUUUGCAGCAGACCCCUCCAGCCACUCGGAAGCCACGUGGAAAAUUCACAUCCAUGACGCCUCCAACGAGGAGAACAUGUUGGCGCGCAUGGCCCGGCGCGCAAGUUUGACGCUCCGGAAGCGACGCUCUUCCCGAAUGGACUCGCUUGGCAACCACUACAGGGAGAGCAUGUCCUCGGUGUUUGUAGAGGACAAGAUGGCCGGAACUCCACGGAACCCGCGGAGGGAUUUCCAGAGGCAGUGUUCGGGUUCUAGUACGUAUCAUUCCAGUAGCCUAGCCGGCGACAACUAUGAUGACAAUGAUUAUGACAAUGAGGAGGCAGAGAAAGUAGUGCAAUUAACAGACGCUCACAAAACAGCAAUUAGAGUUAUUAGAAAAAUCAAAUAUUUCGUAGCCAGGCGGAAAUUUCAGCAAGCACGUAAACCAUACGAUGUACGUGACGUCAUAGAGCAAUACUCUCAAGGUCAUUUAAAUAUGAUGGUCCGAAUCAAAGAAUUACAACGAAGGUUAGAUCAAACACUCGGAAAACCCAGUACAUUAUAUGCUAGUGGAUACCACAAGGACCGAGAAAAACAGACAAUCAGCGCAAGGAUUGUUCGAUGUGAAAACCAGUUGAAUAAAAUGGACCAGAAGCUAGAUCAAGUUUUAUUUAUGGUCAAUUCCAUACUCAAAUCAAAGAAUGUAAAUGAAUCCGCGCAGGAAGACGAAGUUUGAACCAGUUAUAUGUGUUCUUUUGAUCAUGUGACAUGAAGUGACCUAUGAACUUAUGUGCAAUUUGUUACGCAGGUUGUGAUUUUUUAAAUAUUAUACAGUUGACGAAUAUUUUCUUCAUGUUGUAGUUUUUGCACACAAAAUAUGAGUUUGAACAAUCAAAAAAAAAAAGAAAAAAAAAGAAAGAUAAUAUAUUAUAGUUUAAAUAAAAUGAAAUCUCAGGAUGUGUAUGCUGUUUGAUCCUACUAUGUUUAAAGAAAUGCAAAAUAUAAUGCAUGUAUUUUAUGAAUGGCGCUGUUGAGAUUCUAUAAAAUGUAUUAAAGAGAUUUCAAGAUUGAUAUGUGCAUCAUAUAUAA